Cyprinus carpio (common carp) is the source of this 7057-nucleotide messenger RNA. RefSeq lists its product as uncharacterized. NCBI's taxonomy places the organism in Eukaryota, Metazoa, Chordata, Actinopteri, Cypriniformes, Cyprinidae. Gene Ontology annotation, biological process: myeloid cell differentiation; oxidative demethylation; positive regulation of transcription by RNA polymerase II. Gene Ontology annotation, molecular function: DNA 5-methylcytosine dioxygenase activity. Gene Ontology annotation, cellular component: nucleus. The record is from RefSeq and is a predicted model, not a curated record.
UCCUAAUCUCAGAGGGCAGAGAAUUCCACAAUUUAGGAGCCAAAGAAGAGAAAGCCUGAUCACCCAUGGCGCUUCACCGAUGGUGAAUUUAACAGUAUAAACUCCGGAUGAGAAUUUAUUCUAGUUUUUUAAGGUCUAAGCGUGCAGCCCCCAAACCGCUGUGUCAAAAUAAGACCAAGCGUGAGUAAAUAAGGGCAAGGCUUCAUAGAAACUGAGGCGGUGCCUCACCGGAAAUAAGAGAAAGACCAACAAACAGAGAGCUUAGUGAGACCAAACAGCGUGAGUAUGAAGCGUUGGUUUAAUGUCUUAUAAAUCCCGGUCUCUUUUCCUGUUUCCGUUUGAUAAACUUUGUAUCAUUGAAGCAGAUUGUGAGUCUGCUGGAGUGUGCAAUCCAGUCCAGUGCUUGAGGGCAGCCAGUCAAGUGUGCACUAUUGUGUGCGGCUGAAAAAAGAAAAAAAAAGAAAGAGAGCAAAAAAAGGAGGGGGAAGAAAAGAAACUCGGUCCCUUUGUGUGGAGAGGACCCAGCAGGAAAGCGAUUUUGCAAUUACUUCAGCUUGCCGGCAAAGCAAGCUUGGUUGCUCUGAGCUGCACACAGUUGCACGCUGGACCGUCUCGCCCUGCUCACUGCCUCCACGACCGUCUGGACACGCUUCGAGAGCCGACAGCCACGCAGGGCUUCUGCCCCGAUGAUGAAAGCAGACGUCAGACUGGCCCAUGAAUAUUGAUGCGGAGGGAGUCUGCUUCACAGACGGAACAGAAGGAAGCAAGAUGGCUGCCCUUUAGGAUUUGUUUAAGAGGAGAUCUAGACGGUUUGUUGGAAUUCUACAAGCUGGAAGGACGCAGAGCAAGGACGCAAAGAGGGCAGCCUUGUGAAUGGACCCAGAGCAGACCAGAUGGAAACAGAAAAGACCAGCCAUGAGACGGAAAAAAGUCUGAUACUUUCACAAAUCAGUGGCACUCAGCAGACAGACCCUCUUCUCACCAAGCACCAGAAUGGAGAUCAUUCUCAGCAGUUCAAUGGGGACACUAACUGGAGCCAUUUCAAUCCCAGCACAGUAGUCUACCCAAUGAAACGCCAACAUGAGAAUUGUUCUGGACCUGAUAGUAUGCAGGGGAUAUGUGAUCAAAGCAUGUAUGAGAUGAAUGGACAGAUGAAACACGAUCUUAGUGAACAGACAUUUUUAGAUUUUCACCAGCCUAAAAAAUUCUGCACUGAUUCAGAGGUGAAUGGAAAUGAGAACCUGAGGCUUUGGGAUAAAAGAGAUGCAGGAAUGGAGAACCGAUUAGAUGGAUUCCCUAAGCACAAUAAGCCAGGGGAUUUUGAGAUAAAACAUAGUAAAAGAAACUGUAACUUUCCCAAUGGGGAUUUAUUCUCACUGUCAAGGAACAAGCAAGUUCCAAUGCCCAAUGGUGCUACAACAAACCCACCCUCGGUAAAAGGUACAACUGGUGACCUCUUAGAGAAAACUUUAUCUCAGUAUUACCCAGAGCAUGUGUCCAUUGCACCUCAAACCAACUCAUCUCAAGAAGAUCAGGUCACCAGCAACCUGCCUGAGCAGGGAACUCCUUCACCUUCAUUUACCUCAGGUUUUCCUAUUUCACCCCAAACAUCUGCCUCCGAGCCACUUGCCAAGGCACCCCCAGAAGAACAAGGCAGCAAUGGCUACAACCCAGAAUUUAGAGUAAAUGGAUACUCCAGUUUUGUAGCCGAGCAAAAGGAGCCUGCUUAUCCUCUCUCUGACCUCCCAGAUAUGGGAAAAAAAUCCUUAGAGUCCACUGUGCCAUCACAUACAGGCAUUAAUGGUUGCUCGCAGAUUCAAAAAGAUAGCGUAGGCUUUCCGAAUGACUCUGAGAAUUUAAGAAAGUCCAGCCAAGAUUUUAGUCGUGAAUCUUUUAUAUUGCCCCCAGGAGCAACCUCACAGAACACUCAGGCAGGUCAGCAGAACCUACAGAUUAAGGUGCUACAGAAACAACCGCUUGAUGAAAGCCUCCAUGAUUUUUCUUUGCCUCAACAACAGACUCUUGAGCCACAAAUUGAGCCUAAACCUGGUCAGGAUAAGACAUCAAAGAGCACAGAUCGCUCAUCCCAGAUGGAAUGGAUAGAUUUAAACUCAGCUUCAGCACCUCAGCCAUCUACUGACCACCCCCAGAUGUGGGAUUUUUUCCUUCCACGGACCCAGAUGCAGCAUACAGUCACACAGAGCCAAAAUCACUGUACAAAUCCUCCGUCACUGUCCUCAAACAACUUUCACUCUCAAAAUUUCAAUAAUCGCAGUUGUCCCUCAUAUGAAAAUAAGGCACAAGAUGGUUACAAAAACUCCCUACCUCCUACACAGUUCCCCCACAACUCUGCCCCUGAAUGUCAACAGAACGAUUCUGGCAUGCAUAGUUACAUGCAAUUUAACAAACACAUGUCCCAGCAAUCAUGCAAAAAUGAUCAAGACCAGAUUCAAUCCCCGAGCUUCCUCUCUCAGCCACCACCUGCUGAGCCUCACCAGCAGGCCACCAGCACAUUUCCCCAUCAGCUCCCUCAGGACAGGCAGAAUAUGCAAGCAGCUCCACAAUCACAAGAUGUUUCCAACAGCCAGGUAGAUGCACCACUCUUGAAAAGGCUUAAAACAGAGGGUUGCCUUUAUUCAGAAUCCCAGAAGAUAUCUCUAGGUAUAGAAACACCAGCACAAACACAGUCUAGUCCAACUAUAAAAGAAAACUCUACAUUUCCAGACUCAUCUAAGUCAAAUGUACAAUCCCUGUCUAAAGAAGCAGAAGCUCUAACCGAAAGGAAACUUGUGCAGAACAUACAGUACUCGCAGAACACCAGUAGACAGCAACCUCUCCAACACAGGGUACGCAAUCAUUUGGAAUUCCCCCAGUCUCCGAUUUCUCAAUCACAUCUGUCACAAGUUUCAAAUGGUCUUCAGAUACCUGAUCAAACAUUUACCAAAGCUGAAUUCCAAGAACCGGAAUUCCAGAGGGAGUCUCUCCCAAGCCAAGGUCCUCAAGGAGAUUUGCAGAGGCACGCAGUCUUGCGAAUGCACCUUCUGCAGAGGCAGGAGCAGCAAAGCCCCAGCAACUUCAGACCAAUGAUGCCGGCCAUAAAAAGUGAAAACUCAGCUCAAUUCCCACCCAUAGAAGUGCAGCAGCAAAAUCAAGACAAAACCAAAGUCCUGCCAGUGGUAGUAAAGCAGGAGCAUCCUUCUCCGUCCUGUAAACAAAGCCAGCAGAGGAGUAUUCUAGCUACCAUGGAGCAGCAGUUAAAACAGUAUCCCCUCUCAUCUGUGUUUGAAAGAAAGUCUUUGGUCAUAAGGUCACCCAAUAAGGUGAAGGUGGAGAUGGCUGGGGCUGUGACUGUGCUCUCAACCAGUGCUGAGGGGAAUGUCAAGGAACAGUGCAAACCACAAAACUUCACCCCACCCAAAAGGAUUGAACCUGGGUUACAAAGCUUUCUGGAGUCGCCCAUGAAGCUGCUUGACACACCAAUAAAAAACUUGCUAGAUACACCUUUGAAGACACAGUAUGAUAUUCCGUCUUGUCAUUGUGUUGAGCAAAUCAGUGAAAGGGAUGAAGGCCCAUAUUAUACUCACUUGGGAUCAGCACCAAAUGUUGCAGGCAUCCGCAAAGUGAUGGAGGAAAGAUCUGGACUGACUGGAAGUGCCAUUAGGAUUGAAAAAGUUGUGUAUACAGGCAGGGAAGGCAAGAGUGGGCAGGGCUGCCCCAUUGCUAAAUGGGUAAUACGGAGGGCAAAUGUAGAUGAGAAACUCCUAGUCUUGGUACGAGAGCGGGUUGGUCACUCCUGUGAGGCAUCCUGUAUAGUAGUGGUCAUCCUAGUUUGGGAAGGCAUAUCACUCAACCUGGCUGACCGUCUCUACACAGAACUCAGUGACACUCUAACAAAACAUGGUGCCCUGACCAACCGAAGAUGUGCUCUAAAUGAGGAGAGAACAUGUGCAUGUCAGGGUUUUGAACCUGAUGCCUGUGGAGCUUCUUUCUCAUUUGGUUGCUCCUGGAGUAUGUACUAUAAUGGCUGCAAAUUUGCUAGGAGUAAAAUCCCUCGAAAGUUCAAACUACUUGGGGAUGAUUCCAAGGAGGAAGAGAAACUGGAACAAAAUCUACAGGGUCUUGCAACUUUCAUUGCCCCGGUGUAUAAAAAAAUGGCACCUGAUGCUUACGCCAAUCAGGUGGAGCAUGAACAUAGAGCUCCUGAUUGCCGUCUGGGUCUAAAAGAUGGACGACCAUUUUCUGGAGUGACAGCCUGCCUAGACUUUUGUGCCCACGCCCACAGAGACCUUCAAAACAUGCACGGGGGCAGUACAGUGGUUUGCACACUAACACGAGAGGACAAUCGUGAGAUUGGAAAAAUUCCUGAGGAUGAGCAGCUACAUGUGCUUCCCUUAUACAAGCCCUCAUCCACUGAUGAGUUUGGCAGUGCUGAGGCUCAGCUGGAGAAGACCAAGACUGGUGCUAUUCAGGUGCUCAGUGCCUUUCGUAGACAGGUGCGUACGCUACCAGAGCCUGCCAAGUCUUGUCGGCAGAAGAAGCUGGAUGCCAAGAGAGCUGCAGCUAACAAACCAAACAACCCCAAUACACCCAAUGCAAAAAUGGACAACACCCACCAAGCAAAGCAGAAACAGGUCCCUUAUGAGAACCCAGGGCAGAACACAACUCCAACAGGCCCAGGUAACAUGAGAACAAAUCUGGACUCCGUGCAUCUCCCACAUGCUCAUGCUGCCCAUCAGCCUCAGCAUCAGCAAACUCAACCUAAUCCAUCUUACACUGUCCCGUCAUUUACUAGAUUCUCAAAUGCAUCAGGAACGUUCUCAAACACUUCUAAACCAGCAACCCCACAUCCCCAAUCCCCUUCUUCUGCCAGUCCUUAUCCCUCUCCUUUACAUGCACCAAACUCUUACAUUAAUGUGUCUAAUGCACCCACCCCAUAUCCCAGGUCUCUUACGCCCAACCCUCUCUACAGUGGUUACCAAUGCAAUGGAGGACUCCCUGUGGACAACUACCACCCUUACUACUCUUCCAAUCUAAAGCAUCCAAAUAUGUAUCAUCCCCAAAGAAAUUCACUGUACACUGAGCAGCAGUACAAUGCACCUCAACAGUACGGGGUCAACUACCCACCACACUAUGGAGAGCCUAGCUUGCCAGCCAAUGGUUAUGGCACCUGUAACAUGAAACCUGGCAUGCACUCUAUGGGACAUUACCCAGGUUAUGGUGCUAACAUGCCACCCAAUGCCUUCUCCAGGCCUCCUUCAGCCCAUCUACAAUUGGACUAUGCAGCUAUCGGUAAAAACAGCCAGUUUGAAUCUUACCCCAAACCUCAUAUGUCCCAGAAUCCUCAGAUGUUUACCCCAAAUCUAAAUACCUUAAGUAUGCCAAGAAAUAAAGAUUUUGAGAUAAACAUGCAUGGAGUAAAUGGUAUCUCUCAGGUGUUUCCUCCAUUGGGUACUGAAUGCUUCAACCCCAACCAACCUCAAGAUUUGAGGCUUUCCAAUGAAAAUGCCCUUAACCCCAUAGUCAAACAGGAACCGCUUACCCAGACUUCAGAGCAAAAAGAAAAGGAGGAUGUGUGGUCUGACAGCGAGCACAACUUUCUUGACCCUGAAAUUGGAGGUGUGGCAGUGGCACCUAGUCACGGGUCAAUCAUUAUUGAGUGUGCUAAGCGGGAGCUCCAUGCGACUACACCUCUCAAGAAGCCUGACCGCAACCAUCCCACCCGCAUCUCCUUAGUGUUUUACCAGCACAAGAACUUGAACGAGGCAAAACAUGGACUGACUCUGUGGGAAGCAAAGAUGGCAGAGAAGGCCCGAGAGAAAGAGGAGGACGCUGAGAAGAAUGGUGCUGAAAACACGUCGAGCAAGAGCAGUGGAAAGAAGGUGAAACGAGAACAUUCAGAACCUUCAGAGCCUCCAUAUAAGCAGUUCCUUCUCAUGCUCACUGAGCGGUCAAUGUCCUGCACUACCAAUACAUAUGUGAGUACAUCUCCCUAUGCCUUUACCAAGGUGACUGGGCCUUACAAUCAUUUCCUGUGAAAACCUCCAUAGGUCCAGAGCACUCACAAACACAAUUAUAAGAGUGGCAUAAGAAAAAUCAAAUGGUGCUACAAUAUAGAGUUGCAGAACUCUGUGCCGCUGGCCAGAUGACGUGUAAUGCUUCCUCAGUCUGUAUGAGGUUAUUAACGACAGAUAUAUUCAGUGUGCUACUGCAUGGAAAGGCAGAUCAUUGGUGGGUUUUCAUGCUCUUAAGACGUCAAACUUGACUGUUUGAUCAAUUGGAAAUAUUUAUUUAUUACUGAAUUACUCUUAUGAUAACACACUGUCCUUCAUCCAUGGUGCUUACAGUCCGGCAAAUCACUGGAACAGAAUAUUCAUAUUUGGUCACUUUUUUGGCUAAUCACUUUUUACGGUGCUAGGGAGUGUUUUAAAUGCAAAUGUGUUUUCACAUGACUUUCUUUAACAACACACACACACACAAAACACCUUGCAUAAUAUUUGAAAGUAAUACGCAGUUAUUUUGAUCGCGCAAUUAAGAAAGCAUUUAGCUUAGUGUUUUAGAAGCACUUUUUAUAAUAGUGAGGGCAUCACUUUCCGCCCUCCGAUCUGAAAGACAAUUCAUUACACCUCAUCCAUUUUGAUUUCACGAUGUGGAAAACAAUAACCAUGAACUCCAUCAUUUAACAGCCUUUUAAAGAAUUUCUGUGGUGCUAUCACAAUUUCAGAAAGCCUUUAUACUUACUGUAUUGUGAGCCAUUGAGGGUCAACUUUGUAACAGUAAUGUUCUGAUUCACAAAGGAAAAAGUGAAGUCUCAGAACACUGAAUACUGAUACUUGGAGUCAAGAAAAGCAAUGGUCAACAUUAGGUCCUCAAAGCAUGCAUCAAGGAACAUAUAACAGGGUUAUCUUUACAUCAAUGUCACUGUUUCAAAGGCAGCUGGCUUGACUUGCUGUGGUGGUUUUUACAUAAUGCAACUUUAGCUGUAUUAAAAUGUUGAGAUUUGUACAGUAAAUUAUUCGAUUUUUUUCCCGAAUGUAUGCUUAGAUAAUAGUUUAGUAAA